Messenger RNA from Ornithorhynchus anatinus (platypus), 1562 nucleotides. RefSeq names its product myomaker, myoblast fusion factor (gene MYMK). Gene Ontology annotation, cellular component: plasma membrane. Lineage: Eukaryota; Metazoa; Chordata; Mammalia; Monotremata; Ornithorhynchidae. The record is from RefSeq and is a predicted model, not a curated record. The transcript is spliced from 5 exons. Bases 314 to 979 code for a protein of 221 amino acids.
ACGACGCAUCAGCUGUUAGGCCCUUCAUGUGGCACCUGUUGCCGAGAGCUGACAUCACCGCGGGAGAGGCCCCUCUGUGGACAUUUAGACCCUGGAAAGCCACAGCUGUGAGCACAGCUCUCCCCCGUCCAGUUCCAGUGGGAGCCGGGGACUCCGCCUUGGACUUUGCCAGCCCCAUCCGUCCCCCUCGCCCUCUCCCUCCUCACUCUCUUUUUCCCUCUCCCUAGUCCUCGCCUUCUCCCUCUCCUUCUCUCUCUUCCAGGGAUUGUGACUUCCGCCCACUGCCCGCCUCUCGCCCACGGGCUUUCCCUCGAUGGGGACGCUCGUUGCCAAGCUGCUCCUCCCCACCCUCAGCAGUCUGGUGUUCGUCCCGACCGCCAGCAUCGCGGCCAGAAGGCAGUUCCAUAUGGAAGCCAUGGUCUACGUCUUCACCAUGUUCUUCGUGGCGAUAUACCACGCUUGUGAUGGGCCAGGCUUAUCGGUGCUGUGUUUCAUGCGCUACGACAUCCUGGAGUACUUCAGCAUCUAUGGGACGGUGCUGUCCAUGUGGGUCUCACUGAUGGCCCUGGCUGACUUUGACGAGCCCAAGAGAUCGACCUUCGUCAUGUUUGGCGUCUUGACCAUCGCGGUGAGGAUCUACCACGACCGGUGGGGCUACGGUGUGUACUCCGGACCCAUCGGCACUGCCGUUCUCAUUAUCACUGCCAAGUGGCUGCAGAAGAUGAAAGAAAAGAAAGGUCUGUACCCCGAUAUGAGCGUCUAUACCCAGCAGAUCGGGCCCGGCUUCUGCUUUGGGGCAUUGGCCUUGAUGCUGAGGUUUCACUUUGAGGAGUGGGACUACACGUACGUCCACAGUUUCUACCACUGUGCCCUGGCCAUGUCCUUCGUGCUCCUGCUGCCCAAGGUGAACAAGAAAGCCGGCAAUGCGGGAACCCCUGCCAAAUUGGACUGCUCCACCCUUUGCUGUUCCUGUGUGUGAGAAGUGUCCCUCGCAACCACCGGUCCCAGCGAUCGAGACAAGGCAGUGGCUGCUGCAUCCUUCCCUCUUUGUCCCCUGAUUCCCGGAGAAGACACAGUCGCGGGCUUUUUGUUCUUGGGGGAAAAUUUUCUUCCUCCCCAGAACCCAGGUGGCCAAAAUUUGCGGGACUCCCUGGAGAAAUCACAGAAUCCAAAAGCUGGAAAGGAUCCCCGGGUGUCAUCUAGCCUAUCCCUCUGCCUCCGUGCAAGAUGGUUUCCUUAACCAUACUAAACGGAUGGUGGCAUGAAGGAGGGUCAGGGGAGAAAUGGGAUGGUGGGGGGGAUGGACUUCUUUCCCAUUCUUAAACAUUCUUAGGGAAGGAGAUUCUCCAUUUCUGCUCAGUCACCCACUUAGGAUUUCACCUUCCCAACAGAGAAGUUCUUGAUCCUAGUUAACCUAAAUCUCUCCUGCUUUCCUGCCUCUCCUCUCAUGAAGAUAGUUCUAGAGGCCACCAGCCUUCAACAGUCUCCCCGCUCUCUCCCUGGCCGCCUGGCCUGUGGGAAUUAAUAGUAAUAAUAGUUAACAUUAUUAUUAUUAUGGUACU